AUGUCCACUUUGCACUUAAUAUAUAAAGAGAUGACAACUCUCCCUCCUCACUUCCAUCACACCAUAUCAAAUUAGCCAUGCCCACCAACAUUACCCAACGUGGAACUUCAACCUUCCUCUUCUUUCUGUUAUUGCCGUUGCUCUUGCAAUUUUAUCCUGGUAAAAGUGAGCUCCAACUAAACUAUUAUGCACAAAGUUGCCCAAGAGCUGAAGAGAUCAUCAAAGAGCAAGUCAUUAAUCUGUACAAGAAACAUGGAAAUACGGCAGUUUCCUGGGUUAGGAAUCUCUUCCAUGAUUGUGGGGUGAAGUCGUGUGAUGCAUCGCUGUUGUUGGAGACGGCGAACGGAAUUGAAUCGGAGAAAGCAUCACAGAGGAGCUUUGGAAUGAGAAAUUUUAAGUACGUGAACACAAUCAAAGAUGCAGUUGAAGCUGAAUGCCCUUUGACCGUCUCUUGUGCUGAUAUUGUUGCUCUUUCUGCAAGAGAUGGUAUUGUCAUGUUAGGAGGACCAAGAACAGAAAUGAAAACAGGGAGAAGGGACAGCAAAGAGAGCUAUGCAGCGGUGCUAGAAAACUUCCUCCCCAAUCACAACGACAGCAUGUCAUUAGUGCUUUCUCGCUUUCAAUCCAUUGGCAUUGACACUGAAGGAGCUGUUGCUCUUUUAGGAGGUCACUCGGUUGGUAGAGUUCACUGUGUGAACUUAGUACAGAGACUCUACCCUACAGUUGACCCGAGUUUGGACCCUGAGUAUGCAGAGUACCUCAAAGGAAGGUGCCCAACUCCAGACCCGGACCCAGAAGAAGUUCUGUAUGCAAGAAAUGACAGAGAAACACCCAUGAUUCUUGAUAAUAUGUACUACAAGAACAUAUUGAAGCACAAGGGAUUGCUUUUAGUGGAUCAACAAUUGGCUUCUGAUCCCAUUACUUCUCCAUUUGUGGAAAAAAUGGCUGGCGAUAAUGGAUACUUCCUUGAUCAGUUCUCUAGAGCUGUGGUGUUGUUGUCGGAGAAUAAUCCUCUUACUGAUGAUCAAGGAGAGAUAAGAAAGGAUUGCCGCUAUGUGAAUACCAAUUAGCUAAGCUCAGAAAGUUAUGUACUUGUCCACAACAAUAAAGCAUCUUGUAUUAAUCAAGUCAUAUGUGUGAAAUAAACAAGUGAUAAUUGAAAUGUA
Molecule: messenger RNA, 1166 nt
Organism: Manihot esculenta (cassava)
Lineage: Eukaryota; Viridiplantae; Streptophyta; Magnoliopsida; Malpighiales; Euphorbiaceae
Product: peroxidase 21
Exons: 5
Coding region: 78-1070 (330 amino acids)
Biological process (GO): hydrogen peroxide catabolic process; response to oxidative stress
Molecular function (GO): peroxidase activity; heme binding
Source: RefSeq, a predicted model, not a curated record